AUGGCGGGGAAGAUGACUCUAUAUAAGCUGGUAGUGCUUGGAGAUGGCGGCGUGGGCAAGACGGCCUUGACCAUUCAGCUGUGCUUGAACCACUUCGUCGAGACGUACGAUCCUACCAUUGAGGACUCUUAUCGCAAGCAAGUCCAGAUUGACGGUCAGUCGUGCAUGCUCGAGGUGCUCGACACCGCGGGACAAGAAGAGUAUAUCGCACUACGAGACCAGUGGAUAAGAGAUGGAGAGGGGUUCGUGUUGGUGUACAGUAUCUCAUCGCGCUCGUCGUUCGCCCGCAUCCAGAAGUUCCACCACCAAAUCCAGCGUGUCAAGGAGACAUCGCUCUCGGGUUCCCCCACAUAUCCCGGCUCACCCCUCAGUGUGGCAUCUGUUGGCUCCGGAUCCUUUGGUCCUGCGCCUGUAAUGCUGGUUGGAAAUAAAUGUGACCGAGUUACUGAGCGCGAGGUCUCAAUUCAAGAAGGCAGCGCUCUGGCAAAGGAGCUGGGCUGCGAUUUUGUCGAAGCAUCUGCCAAGAACUGUGUAAAUGUUGAGAAGGCUUUCUAUGAAGUCGUAAGACAACUAAGGCGACAACGACACCAAUCCGUCGGUAGGAGUGAGAAGUCUCAAAAGAACCGUCACCAACAAGUGUCUGGAAACAGG
Messenger RNA from Lindgomyces ingoldianus, 651 nucleotides. RefSeq lists its product as uncharacterized. The record is from RefSeq and is a predicted model, not a curated record. Gene Ontology annotation, molecular function: GDP binding; GTPase activity; GTP binding. The transcript is spliced from 2 exons. The annotation marks the transcript as partial. Lineage: Eukaryota; Fungi; Ascomycota; Dothideomycetes; Pleosporales; Lindgomycetaceae. Gene Ontology annotation, biological process: signal transduction. Gene Ontology annotation, cellular component: plasma membrane.